Molecule: messenger RNA, 1252 nt
Organism: Bursaphelenchus xylophilus (pine wood nematode)
Lineage: Eukaryota; Metazoa; Nematoda; Chromadorea; Rhabditida; Aphelenchoididae
Source: the annotation of a GenBank genome assembly
AUGACUCGGGAAAAGUCGUCGUUUUUGGAUGGACUGGUCGGAGUGAGUGGGGCGAGCUCUACCAGUUCCAUGGAUUCCCCCACCAAUUCGAGUAUAACCGAUCUUUCCACGGACGAGGAUGACUUCCUCGACCUGGAAGAGGCACAACGAAUGUUGGAUGAGGCCAAGAAAAGGCGAUUCAAACAAGAGAUGGGACCCGGUUCAGCCGAUUCCAGCGAGAAAAUGGGAUCCGGAUGGCUAGCCGCUCUCUGGGAUGGAUCCAGAUUCUGGAUGUGUGGAUUGGGCGGGGCUGAACCCACCUCUCUGGCCAUAGUCGAGGCUGCGCAUCCGCCUCCGAUGAGUGGAGGAUGGCCCUCGAGCACAGCCUUGACUGCCCCGAGGCAAGAACAAAGUUCAGCCGACUGGUUGAGCGAUCAGCAGAGAUUACUGCGAGCGUGGAGAGCGCGCGAAAAGAAGAAGCUUGAGACCACGGGGGUUGAUCUCGGAUCCCGGAGAUCCACGGCGCCCACGCCCUCUCGUGGCCCUCAACCUCACUGGAAACCCCUUCCUCUCGCGUGUACCGCAACAUCAGCAACCAUGGUGAGUUCCCAUUAUGAAUAAAAAUAUUGAUUAUUUGAAAAUGUAGUACUAAUUUGGGGUUUUUCUAGGCGGAUGCAGUUACAGAAGCCCUGGAACAGCUUACAGCUGAUCAAAUCGAACGUAAGCCCUCCUAUAAUCUCCAUAAAGAUAUCCGUUUGCAGAAUUCAGAAAAUAUUUCAACAUGUUCGAUAAAGAACAGAAGGGAUUUAUCCGGGCAAAUCAAGUCGGCCAGAUCCUCAGAACCAUGGGUCAAGCCUUCGAAGACAGAGAUCUGAAACAACUCAUCAAGGAGUUUGAUUCUGAUGGUAAUGCCAACUCAUAUCCAUUAAUAAAAAACCAAUUUCAGGUUCCGGAGAAAUUGAAUUUGAAGAGUUCGCGGCCAUGGUGGCCAACUUUGUGGUGUCCGCUGAGGACAAUGAUGGCCUUGAAGAGGAACUGAGAGAGGCGUUUAGAUUAUACGAUAAAGAAGGCAAUGGCUACAUCAACGUUUCCGACCUCAGAGAGAUCUUGAGAGCCUUGGAUGACAAUGUUUCCGAGGAAGAACUGGACGAAAUGAUCGCUGAAAUCGAUACAGAUGGAUCUGGGACUGUCGAUUUUGAUGGUAAGGUGUCUUAUGAAUCAUUAACGACAGAAAACUUGUUCAGAAUUCAUGGAAAUGAUGUCGGGAGAAUGA